Messenger RNA from Perkinsus marinus ATCC 50983, 840 nucleotides. Its product is annotated as zinc finger protein DHHC domain containing protein, putative. The annotation marks the transcript as partial. The transcript has 9 exons. Gene Ontology annotation, biological process: protein targeting to membrane; peptidyl-L-cysteine S-palmitoylation. The record is from RefSeq and is a predicted model, not a curated record. Gene Ontology annotation, molecular function: protein-cysteine S-palmitoyltransferase activity. NCBI's taxonomy places the organism in Eukaryota, Perkinsozoa, Perkinsida, Perkinsidae. Gene Ontology annotation, cellular component: endoplasmic reticulum; Golgi apparatus.
AUGCCUUAUAGCCCUACCAACUCCUUCCCUGACAAGGAGCCUGCGCGUUUCCUGCCAGUGCUCUUCGUGUGUACUAUCAUCUUCGCUCUAUGGGCCAUAUACAACUUUGUCCACAUCUUGCCGCUGCUGCAGCUCGACAGGCCGACAGCUGUACGUCGUGAAAUGGCCCAACGAGGAUGGAUUGAGCUGGUCAUAUUCAACGCCCUCUUCGCCAUGCUACUUGUGUGCUACACUCUAUGUGUUGUUACUACUCCUGGGGAGAUACCAAACACUGAAAACUGGUUGUAUAAUGGAGGAGGAGAAGACGAGCCUGUUGGAGCUGAUCUUUCCGGACUGGAUGCACAAGAAAAGAAGCGGAGUGGGGAGAGGAGACACUGUAAAUGGUGUGGGAAGUUCAAACCCGACAGAUGUCAUCAUUGCCGAGUCUGCAAGAGAUGUGUCUUGAAGAUGGACCACCACUGCCCAUGGAUAUACAAUUGUGUUGGGUUCCGUAACCACAAGUACUUCUUCCUACUACUCUUCUAUGCAACACUCACGGCUCACUUUGUGUGGAUCACUAUGAUCGAAUCGACGCGUUAUGCGGUCGAGGAAGAAGAGCCUUUGGGACGAGUCUUCCUACUGGUAUUCGGCAUGGUCCUCUCAUCUCUCUUCGGGUUACUGUUGACAGUGUUCUUUGCUUUCCACAUAUGGUUGGCAUUCAAGGCGAUGACCACUAUUGAGUACUGCGAGAAGUCUAGCAAGAAACAAGACUAUACUGGGGUGGGCGCAGCCACUUGGAACUUUAUAGAUCUUCGUUGCCAGUCUAUUUAUCAUCGUGGAUGCUACGGCGACUUUGUAGCG